AUGUCUUCCGAAAAGAGCCUACCCACGCGCGAGCGCCGCCCCUCAAUGGGUGCUCCAAUUGUCGACAUCGUGGGCUCCGUGGGCCCCGCCGGCAUCUCUCGGCCGAAACACAAGCGUACUUACACUGGGUUCGGAGCUGGUGAUGCCAAAACUGUCGAAGCUUCCAUUCCCGAGCCUCAGCGCGAGGCCUGGACCAAAAACCAAGUCAAGGCCUUCACCGACAAGGACGGCUUCGAGAAGGAGGUAGUUCGUCAUGUCGAAACCACACUCGCCCGCAGUCUCUUCAACUGUGACGAGGGUGCCGCCUACUCGGCUGCAAGCUUGGCCUUCCGUGAUCGCUUGAUUACAGAAUGGAACAAGACCCAGCAACGCCAGACCUCGGCCGACAGCAAGCGUGUCUACUACCUCAGUCUGGAGUUUCUGAUGGGCCGUGCUUUGGACAAUGCCAUACUCAACAUUGGCCUCAAGGACGUUGCCAAGGACGGCCUGAGUGACCUUGGCUUCCGCAUUGAAGAUGUCAUUGAGCAGGAGCACGAUGCUGCCUUGGGCAACGGCGGUCUGGGACGACUGGCUGCCUGCUUCCUCGACAGUCUCGCAUCUCUCGACUACCCGGCCUGGGGUUACGGUUUAAGAUACAGAUACGGAAUCUUCAAACAGGAGAUAAUUAAUGGCUAUCAAGUUGAGGUUCCCGAUUACUGGCUCGAUUUCAAUCCCUGGGAGUUCCCCCGCCACGACGUCACUGUCGAUAUCCAAUUCUUCGGCAACGUCCGCAAGACCCAGGAUGACAAUGGCAAGACUGUGGCACACUGGGAGGGCGGCGAGAUCGUCACAGCCGUCGCAUACGACGUGCCAAUUCCAGGUUACGCUACGCCUUCCACAAAUAACCUUCGGCUGUGGUCGAGUAAAGCUUCCAGCGGCGAGUUCGACUUCCAGAAGUUCAAUAGUGGAGACUAUGAAAGCUCAGUGGCCGACCAGCAGCGAGCUGAGACCAUCAGCGCUGUGCUGUAUCCCAAUGACAACCUAGACAGAGGUAAGGAGUUGCGCCUGAAGCAGCAGUACUUCUGGGUGGCGGCAUCCCUGUACGACAUUGUCCGCCGUUUCAAGAAGUCCAAGCGUGCUUGGAGCGAGUUUUCCGAUCAGGUUGCGAUUCAACUCAACGACACCCAUCCUACUCUUGCCAUCGUGGAACUCCAGCGAAUACUGGUUGACCAGGAAGGCCUGGAAUGGGACGAGGCGUGGAAUAUUGUGACUUCCACCUUCGGCUACACCAACCACACGGUGCUUCCCGAGGCGCUCGAGAAAUGGCCUGUUGGUUUGGUGCAGCACCUUCUGCCGCGCCACCUCCAAAUCAUCUAUGACAUCAACCUGUUCUUCCUCCAAAGCGUCGAGAAGAAGUUUCCCAACGACCGGGAUAUGCUGGCUCGAGUCUCCAUUAUUGAGGAGUCUCAGCCCAAGAUGGUCCGCAUGGCCUUCCUGGCCAUUGUUGGUUCUCACAAGGUCAACGGCGUUGCCGAGUUGCACUCCGAUCUUAUUCAGACUACCAUUUUCAAGGACUUUGUCCAUAUAUUUGGAGCUGACAAAUUCACCAAUGUCACGAACGGCAUCACCCCCCGAAGGUGGCUCCACCAGGCAAACCCACGGUUGUCUGAGCUGAUCGCCAGCAAGACAGGUGGUCACGGCUUCUUGAAGGACCUCACCGAGCUCAACAAGCUUGAGCAGUAUGCUGAGGACAAGGAGUUCAGGAAGGAGUGGGCCGAGAUCAAAUAUGCCAACAAGGUGCGCCUGGCCAAGUACAUCAAGAAGACCCUAGAUAUCACGGUCAACCCUUCGUCUCUGUUUGACGUCCAAGUCAAGAGAAUUCACGAGUACAAGCGCCAGCAGCUCAACAUUUUCGGCGUCAUUCACCGUUACCUGACACUCAAGGCCAUGAGCGCUGAGGAGCGAAAGAAGCAGCUACCGCGUGUGUCCAUCUUCGGUGGCAAGGCCGCGCCUGGCUACUGGAUGGCCAAGCAAAUCAUUCAUCUGAUCAACAAUGUCGGUGCCGUCGUCAACAAGGACCCAGACAUUGGCGACUUGCUAAAGGUUGUCUUCCUGGAAGACUACAACGUCAGCAAGGCUGAGAUGAUCACCCCAGCUUCGGAUCUCAGCGAACACAUUUCGACGGCGGGUACCGAGGCAUCCGGAACCAGCAACAUGAAAUUCGUUCUGAACGGUGGUCUCAUCAUUGGAACCUGUGACGGCGCAAACAUUGAGAUCACUCGUGAGAUUGGCCAGGAGAACAUUUUCCUCUUCGGCACCUUGUCCGAAGACGUCGAGGAUCUGCGCCAUUCACACACGUAUGGCUCUCACUCGGUCGACUCUGACCUCUCCAAGGUGUUCGACACGAUCCAGAGCGGCAAAUUCGGCGAACCUAAUGAUUUCGGCGCCAUGAUUGCCGCCGUUCGUGACCACGGUGACUACUACCUCGUUUCGGACGACUUCCAAAGCUACAUCGACACGCAGAAGAUGGUCGAUGCUGAGUACCGCAACCAGGACGAGUGGAUCACCAAGUGCAUCCGUAGCGUGUCCAGAAUGGGCUUCUUCAGCUCAGACAGAUGCAUUAAUGAGUACGCCGAAGGCAUCUGGAACAUUGAGCCCUUGGUGGUCAAGAACUGA
This is a messenger RNA of Pseudomassariella vexata, 2655 nucleotides long. Its product is annotated as glycogen phosphorylase. Gene Ontology annotation, molecular function: glycogen phosphorylase activity; pyridoxal phosphate binding. Gene Ontology annotation, biological process: glycogen catabolic process. Gene Ontology annotation, cellular component: cytoplasm. Bases 1 to 2655 code for a protein of 884 amino acids. NCBI's taxonomy places the organism in Eukaryota, Fungi, Ascomycota, Sordariomycetes, Amphisphaeriales, Pseudomassariaceae. The record is from RefSeq and is a predicted model, not a curated record. The transcript is spliced from 7 exons.